This is a messenger RNA of Tetrahymena thermophila SB210, 576 nucleotides long. RefSeq lists its product as hypothetical. The record is from RefSeq and is a predicted model, not a curated record. The transcript has 3 exons. Lineage: Eukaryota; Ciliophora; Oligohymenophorea; Hymenostomatida; Tetrahymenidae.
AUGUAUUAAUAAGGCUAAGAAGCUAUCAUAUAAGUAGAUGAUAGAUUUCUUUAUGACGUUAAGCAAAAGUAGUCUUAUGCUUCAAAAAUUUCAAAGGAUUCGGUUUAUUUUAACAUUCUAGAAAAAGCAUGGAUAAAAAAGCUAGGUGGUUUUUCUUAAGAUUUAUCUUAUCCAGUAGAUAUUUGCAUAUUAGAUUUAUUCAAUGUUCCUGUGAUUUCUAUAGAUUUAAAUAAAAGCUUUUAAUGUGAAAACUCUAAGAAAUAUUUAUUUGAUUUAUUGAAGAAUUACUUAAAUUAAGAAUACUUGGUAGUGGCUACAACGAAAAAAAAUAUUAAAAAAUUUUAGAAUCUUCAUCACUCUCUAAAUUUAUGCGAAGUUCUAAAUAAUGAAAUUUGUAUUUUUGAGGAAACAGGCAACUCUGAUAGCAUAAUUUAUACAACUUAAUAAUUUUCUACUGAAAUUGAGUAUUUAUCAAUAGGUGUUUAAUACUCUCCAAGAAGUAAAUUUUAGUAUGAUAUUGCCAUUAAAAUAUUAAAAAGAGUUUUCUCUAAUUAACUUUUAGAUAUCUUAAAAUGA